Oncorhynchus gorbuscha (pink salmon) is the source of this 4214-nucleotide messenger RNA. Its product is annotated as GEM-interacting protein-like. Gene Ontology annotation, cellular component: plasma membrane. Gene Ontology annotation, biological process: activation of GTPase activity; negative regulation of GTPase activity; signal transduction. Bases 324 to 3872 code for a protein of 1182 amino acids. Gene Ontology annotation, molecular function: GTPase activator activity. NCBI's taxonomy places the organism in Eukaryota, Metazoa, Chordata, Actinopteri, Salmoniformes, Salmonidae. The transcript has 21 exons. The record is from RefSeq and is a predicted model, not a curated record.
GACCUGAAAACAUUGUUCUAUGACACGGUUUUACUUUUAAAGAGAUUGAGGAAAUCAGUCGGAGGAUAUGAGACAACCGAUAACUGCUGAGUGGACUCUGGGCUAGGAUGCGCCAAGGGGACUGCCUAUCCAAACUGACUCAAUUACACACCUCUGAGGGAAAUGUAUUGAUUUCCGAAUGGAUUUUGUUCUACAUUGCAUGAAAUGGAAGGAAUGUUUUGGAUUUUAAUCAAUAUAGCCUACCACAUUUUGAGCUAGGAUAUUAUAAUGCGUGUUAGCCAAAUUGUUUUGUGUUGCGUGCCUCUACUCGUAGACAGCUAGAAAUGUCUUUGUUGGAAUUGAAUAUGCGGUGUGGUGUAAAACAUACGCCUACUGAACAGGGAGAGAAUGAUUCUCAUUUACCGGGAAUGAGCACCACACUAAUCCCGUGUCAAAACGGUAGUGGUAUUCGUAGGAUGAAAUUCUACGAUAUAACAUGGACAGUGUCAAGACUCCGCGCAGUGGCCGAAUGUCUGAGACAACUUCGGCUGCUUUUUGAGGACUGUUGCGAGCUGGAUGGUCCUAACCAGCUGAAUGUGUCCAUGGGGCUCCAAGCCCUGCAGCAGUCUCUCCAGCCCCUGGCGGAAUGCUACCCAUCCACGGGUCGGCCUCCAGUCAGUCACGCCUUCACCAUGCUGCGUCUCUCCCUCACAGAUGUGAAGGUCCCCAGCAAAUCAGAGACCAAGCGCUACAGUGAGAUCUUCCGGGACUUCGAUAAUUUUGAACUCUCUCUGGUCAACUCCACUGUAGAGGAGAUGUUUCCAGACCCUGACUCCCAGUCAAUCGCUGAGACCGUCUCUACGGCAACCACCGACAACACCGAGCUGGAUCACGUGACGUGUGAGGAUGUCUACCCCCCAGAUGGUGAUGACAAAGAUGGAGGUCUAUCAGCCCAGGAAGCAGACCUGGCUCUGUGUCGCUGUGAGGGAGGCGUGGAGCUGGCCCUGCAGUAUGCCAAGAUGUGGUGCCGCUACGCCAAGGACCUGCUGGCCUGGAUGGAGAAGAGAAUCAGCCUGGAGCAAGAGUUUGCCAAGAACAUUGUGAAGGCAGCAGAAACAGCUAAGUCCUGUGUGGCUCAGCAGGACAUGAUGCCUCUGCAGUACAUCUACACCAUGGCCCUGGAGCACGACGUGAAGACCAGCCAGUCUACUAAACAGACAUCAGAGCUGCUGCAGCAACGCUGCUACCAGGCCCUGGCAUCCAAGAAGAAUGAGAUUGAUAAGUGGCGCAGGGAGUUCAAGGAUCAGUGGUCCAGAGAACAGAGGAGGAUGAAUGAGGCGGUGGCGGCUCUGAAGAAGGCUCGUCAGCAGUACCUGCAGCGCAGCGAGGACCUGGAGAAGACCAAGGCGGUGACGGCCAAGGCCGGGGACGAGCUCACAGCGGGAAACAAGACCCUGGACAAGAGGAGGAAGUCACGUGACGACGCACAUUCAAAGGUGAUAGAGGCAGAGAUGCAGUACAGACAGUGUGUGUGUGAGGCCCAGGACCACCAGGACAAGCUGGAGAGAUUGAAGGAGAAAAUCAUAGUUCACACCCGCAAACUCAUCUGCCAGGGGGACACUGUGCUCAAGGAGGCCACAGUGAACAUGUUCUACUUCCAGCGUCAGCAGACGGAGCCGGUUCCCCUGGGCUACCACAACCUGGAGUUGACCUGCAGGCCGUGUGAACCUGGGGAGCCCUACCUGCUCUACAUCUCCAGGAAGAGAAGCCAAGAACAGCCCCUACAAACCUUCACCUUCCAGGAGUUUGUCCCUCAGAACAAGAGUGGCCGUCGUAAGACCAGCAACCCCAGCUCUCUGCAGGACUCCUUCUCCCUGCCUGAAGAAAGUCUAGUUAAACGAAAGGGCUACAGUGACAGUGAGAGCAUAGGAGGCAGUCUGGAAUCUCUGUCCAGCCCAGCCCAUGGCAACAGGAUGCUCCUUAAAGCCCCCUCCACAGGGACCAUGUCAUCAGACGACCUGGAUGAGAGGGACAUGGGCACCGUCCUUGAAGGAGAUUGUGUGGACACCACUCCUGAGGGGAACGGUGCGGUGGGGAAGGUACGGACUACGUCCCGAGCCGCGCUGACGCACCGAUUCCGGAAGAUGAAGAGCAAGAUGGUGAAGUGCAAACAGUGUGACACCUACAUCGUGGUCAACGGCAUCGAGUGUGAGGAGUGUGGCGUGGCGGUCCACAGGAAGUGUCUGGAGGUGUUACUGCAUGAGUGUGAGAACAGGAAGGGCGUUCUGUUUGGCGUGGGUUUCUCCCUGUUGCCCCGGGACCGGCCUGACGAGGUGCCCUAUGUGGUCCAGCGCUGCACGGCCGAGAUAGAGAGCAGGGCCCUCACUCUACAGGGGGUGUAUCGUAUCAGUGGGUCGAAGCCUCGUAUCCAGAAGCUGUGUCAGGUCUUCGAGACCCAGGGGGACCAAGUCGACCUCUCUGACCUUUCACCUCAUGACGUCACCUCGGUCCUCAAACACUUCUUCAAGGAGCUUCCAGAGCCGCUGUUGACCUUUGACCUGUACAAUGACUUCAUCGGGGUGGGCAAGGAGAUCCAGCGUCUCAGUGAGAGGGAGGCGGCAGCAGAGACUCCUGGGAUAGUGAAUGACCUCACAUAUAACCUGAGAGACCUGCUGGAGAGACUGCCCCCAUACCGCUACUACACACUGCAGCAUAUGAUGCGUCACCUUCACAGAGUAUCAGAGAACUAUGAGGAGAACAAGAUGUCUCCCAGUAACCUGGGCAUCGUGUUUGGUCCGACCCUGCUGCGCCCGCUGGUGUCUGUAGACGUGUCCAUGGUGGCCCUACUGGAGACCACCUACCAAGCCCUACUGGUGGAGUUUCUCAUCACACACCACCAACACAUCUUUGAUGCUCCACCUCCCGCCCCCACCACCCCCCUCCCUGACACCCCUCCCCGGGCGAUGUGUUCAGGGGGGGGCAAGAAGACUGUUACUGGGCUUGACCCUGGGUCCCAGGACCCCCCCACUAGAGGAGCCUCGUCCAAAGAACGCCCCCGUUCCCUAGAGACUCGUACAAUCAAGAGAGACUCGAGCGAGGGUUAUAUAUCUGACAAGUCGUCGUCCAAUGAGGCAGUGGACCAGCUCAGCCCUGAGGCCAGUGAGAGAGCAGUCGUGGCUGUGAGGGGGGCAUCAACAGAGGCUGCUGCUCUGGGUGAUCUGGUAGGGGGUCCAGAGCCAGCUGACUCUCCCUCCGUGGGGACCCAGCCACGGAGCCACUUCAACAGGCAGCCUGUCAAGUACCAGCGCCAGCCCACCCCGGGUCUCCGCCGCUCCGCGGGCACUACCAGUGCCGGGCAGCUCGGGGAAGAGGAGGAUGAGGAGGAGGAUGAAGAGGAGGAGAGGAAGAGAAACCAACUAAGGAGCGCAGACAGCAGCCGUAGCCCCUCGCCAGAACCUGAACCUGUUAGCCAGAGAAGGAGAAGCCUUCGAUUGGAGCUUCCCCCCGAGACAACUGCCUACCACCUGCUCAGCCAGGCUGGAGGCCACGCCCCAGAGAGCCAGACGGAAAGAGAGAAGACACGCCCAUAUGAGGUUCCACAGGGCAGGCUGCGGGCAAGGACAGUGGUAGUAGAAACAUCAGUAGCUGAAACAACAGCAGUAGCGGCAGGAGCCAAUCCGACGCCGAGCACCGGUGCUCAGGAGGCGGGGCUUAGGAGUUGGUCUGCCACAUUGUCUCAGCUGAACGUGAACCAGUCCAAUAACAGGCAGGGGUGGGUGGGUGAGAGGAGGAGACUGAGUGGAGAGGAGGGUCUGAGUGGCCCGGCCCGGAAGAUCCUGUCAGGGCUGAAGCUCAGACGUAGCCACUCAGGACUUCAGCAACACUUUGUCUGAGGAGGAGGAAGGUUGGAACUUGGAACCAUAGAAUUAGAAUCACAUUUGAGAAUGGACAUUCGCCAUUCAAGUCAACGUUCCGUGGACUGACAGGAUUCUAUUUCUAUGGUUAAACCCAUAGAAGGGAUGAAUUGUAUUGUGUAACGUCAAGGGUUUUUUACAAAUACAGUGAAAAAUGACAUACACUCAUGAUUACUCGAGAAUACUCAUAAAUACAGAACAUACUAACAUACAGUACCAGUCAAAAGUUUGGACACACCUACUCAUUCAAGGGUUUUUCUUUAUUUUUACUAUUUUCUACAUUGUAGAAUAAUAGUGAAGACAUCAAAACUAUGAAAUCAC